CAAGCCCAAACAAAAAGAAAAAGAAAGAUAAGAGAAACAAAUGCCGACUACGGCUGAGCAACGACAUGAAAACAACUCGCAACCGCUGCGCCCUCCGGAACAGUACCACCACGCUCCUAGCAGUCCGAAUCGCCGCAUACCAAGCAACACCUUCAACAAGGAAAACGACGAUGACGCCGCUGCUGCCCGGACUAGUCCUAGGGUUUCCCCCGGUACGUGGAGGUGAUGGGGGAGAGGUACACGCGACACCCUUCAGGAAGGAAAGACGGCACCCGCAGGCGUCGCCGCGUCGGUGUCGGACAAGCCGACAAGGAUUUCUCCCGACCCACACCGCCACCACCCCGAACAAUCCGAACUGCUCCACCUCCUGUCGUCCACCAGCGUACGCCACCACGGUCUUGAAGCCAUCGUCACUGUCGCUCAAAGGUCACCAACGCGAGGCCUAGAAACAGAUAAGGCGAGCGCAAGGUCGGAGAUAGCAGCAGCACAACCACGCCGGAGGGAACAACCUCCACCGCCCAAACUGGCGGUAGUCGACCGGACGUAAUAGCGAGACCAAGUCAGGCCCAAACUGGCCCGUCCAAGUACUCGCCGCCACGCUGCUACUAGCCGGAUGUGUGCCGCCGUCGCCAACCCCUGCCACCAUACCUCCGCUGCUUCCAGGAGGAUGACGUCGAGCCAGGAGCCAGAGGCCUGCCCCAGCCCAGAUCGGGCCCAGAUGGGCCCAGAUCAGGGCAGAGCGAGCGCCGCCAGCCGUCUGGCCACCCCGCUGCCCCGCUGCCAACGGCAGCGCCGCCGCGUCACCUCCCAGCCGACCUGCGGAUACCACGCCGCCGGAUCGACCGCCGCCGGCCGAAAUGUACCGCCGCCAUCGAGAGGCCGCUCGCGCCCCCUCCGCGCGACGGGUAGAGGCGGCCCCACCGGCACCGCACGGACAACGCCCGGCGGCCCACGCCGACGGCGGCGGCAGGAGAGAGCUAGGGGGAAGCUGAGGGAAGGGGGCUAGGGUUUUCGCCCGUCGCCCGGGGGGGGAGCGAGCGAAGCUGGGUAGUUUUCCGGAAAAAGGGGUUUUCUGCAGAUGGCUGCACAAAUCGUACAUUGUCUCUUGGAAUCCACUCCUUGAAACAGCAGAUGGCUGCGCUUGCGCUGAAGGGGUUGCUGCGGGGUCCCAGCUUCACGGCGGCUGGCCUCCCCGGCCGGCAGAACCCUCCUCCACAUAGCCGCUUCCGCGACCAUUGGAGCAGUGCUAUUCCGUCCCUGGCGUGGAGCAUGGGGGGCGCCAGAAGGGAUACGAAACUCAAGGCCCAGGCGGCUAAGUGGGUUCUGCAAAACGACGACUAUCUAUAUGAUGCCCAAGCAUUACAUAUCGACACACGUUUUACCCUUUCAGCGUCAUACGUCGACCUUCUCAACAGGACAUGUCAGCGGGAUUCAGUGUUAGGGAGAACAAAGAUGGAGGUAACAGAUCAGCGCAAGCGGCGCCAGGAGGCUCGUGAAAAGCGCUCAAGAGAUCUUGUAGAUGGCUUGAUAGAGUACAUAUCGUUGGACAAUGAGAACUACAAGUACGUUAUAAUUGCCAGCAAAGAGAAUGCUAAUAUGAUUAUGGAGGAGGAUUUUAUUUCGUCUUAUGCCUGAGAUGAAAUUUUAGAUGGUCUUGAAAGGAUAGAAAAGGUCAUUGAAGAUGGAAAGUUUCAGUGGAUAAAUAAUAAAGAUAUCUGAACUAAUAUCAUGGAAGCGCUUGUUGACAUAGUUGAAGGACCAGCUAAAAGGCUGGAUGCAGUAAUAAGUCAUUAUGAUCAAAUGCUAACAGUCCUAAAUUUAUGGUGCAACGACUCCAUUGAUAAAUUUGUUACUCAAAUAAAAGAACUCCAGGUUGAGCUUGUUUUGCUAGCAGUAAGAAACGAGGGAUUGGUUGUACCUUGCUUCAAUAGGAAUGCAUACUGUAUUCUACUUGGCGAUAUGUUAUUGUCGAAAGUUGAACAGCUAGAAAAUGAUGUCUCUCGGCUUCUUAGUUGCAAAAACAAGAUGGAAUCUACACGACUAACUCCUUCCCCUUCAGGAAGCAACGUUUGUUCUAUGAGCAGCUUAUGUAAUGGUUGUUUGCAUCACGUACACAACUCUAUUAUGGAUUUUGGAAAUCUGAUCGUCGGUGACAUCGCACACGAUCUUACAGAUCUUGAGAAUGACCUGCAUACAUUAAAUCUCUGGUUGACACCGAAUGAUGAAGUGACCAAAAGUUUACACCUUAUGUGGGGGCACAAGAUUGAUCUAGGUAUUAUUGAAAUACUGGGACAUUCUGGCUCUAUCUACAAUGAAGCUGCGGAUAGCAGCAAGCGGUUUUUGAAAGCCUACAAAGUUGUUCCAGAGAUGAUCAAAGCAGCUAGAGAAUUCAUAAGAAACUUGUUUUUUAAUCCUGAAAAGUUUCCGAGCUUCCCACCUAUUGGUUCCGCUGGUGAUCCAAAGCUUGCAGGUUUCCGUGCAUCGAAGGAUCUAGAGCGACUAUACGGUGGGGAAGCUGCGGUGAGGCAAGAUUUCAUAUCUCACAGCGACGAUACUGCGGGGAAGCUGCUCGAUUGGCUCCGGCGUCUUCAUCAGUUGGAGCAGAGAAGUUAGUCUAACGAACAUGUGCAGUUGCGGUGUUGGAUAUAUAUUUAUUUAUGGCUGGCCAAAUUGUUUAAGUUUUUUUCAUUGGCUAACUAAUUUUAAUCGUAAGAGUACUCAAGGUAGAACAUUGUAUUAUCUAGCGAGAACUGCUGCUAUAUCCUAUGAAUGCAAGAAUUAGUUAGCUUGGUA
Lolium perenne is the source of this 2793-nucleotide messenger RNA. Its product is annotated as argininosuccinate lyase, chloroplastic. Gene Ontology annotation, molecular function: argininosuccinate lyase activity. The record is from RefSeq and is a predicted model, not a curated record. Gene Ontology annotation, cellular component: cytosol. NCBI's taxonomy places the organism in Eukaryota, Viridiplantae, Streptophyta, Magnoliopsida, Poales, Poaceae.